Molecule: messenger RNA, 249 nt
Organism: Kwoniella shivajii
Lineage: Eukaryota; Fungi; Basidiomycota; Tremellomycetes; Tremellales; Cryptococcaceae
Exons: 3
Coding region: 1-249 (82 amino acids)
Source: RefSeq, a predicted model, not a curated record
AUGUCACAAACUACAGCUCCACCUCCCACUGCCGGUGCUUCUACUGCCGGAUCAACGAUGAUGAACCCUGCUGCUACUCAAGCCCAAGCUGGAGGACAACAAGAUGCAUUGGAUAAAGGCGUGGACUACGCUUUAGGUAAAUUGGGACACAAACAGAACGCUUCUACUACCGAAAAGAUUUCUGAUGGAAUUAGAUCUGGAUUCAAAAAGUUGACCGGCAGAGACAUCCCCAUCAAAGAUAAGCAAUGA